UCCCUAUACAAUGAAUUUCAGUUCCAUCUCAUUUCAACCAGACCAAGCUUACAAAAAAUCUCUGGAACGUUAUAUUCAAGAGUGUCCAGUAAAUGGCUUUGGUAACCCCAGUUCAUGUAACGUUGGGAAGAAGGCAGGCGCGCAACCCACCAAGCAGAUCAUUCACAAAAUGAUUGAAAGGCAGCGGCGGAAAGAAAUGAACUCACUCUACUCAGAGCUGUGGCUACUACUUCCGGAAAAAACCAUUCGGGAAAAGCGUUUAGUAACAGACCAAGUGGAGGAAGCCGCUAAUUACAUUCGUUAUCUAGAGGAACAGAUCAAAGAUCUAACAAAGGAAAGAGACAAGAAGAAAACUCAUGCUGUUUGCUUUAAGGGCGUUGAAAUAUCCAAGCCUCUGGAAUUCCAAGAAUCAGAUGAGGGUUUCCCAUCAGUUAAACUCGAUCCAGAAUCAGAUCGCCUUGUCCGAUAUUCUUCUGGUGUUGGAAGAGUGUAG
This is a messenger RNA of Cryptomeria japonica (Japanese cedar), 493 nucleotides long. RefSeq names its product transcription factor bHLH120-like. Gene Ontology annotation, molecular function: protein dimerization activity; RNA polymerase II transcription regulatory region sequence-specific DNA binding; DNA-binding transcription factor activity, RNA polymerase II-specific. The record is from RefSeq and is a predicted model, not a curated record. Bases 11 to 493 code for a protein of 160 amino acids. Gene Ontology annotation, biological process: regulation of transcription by RNA polymerase II. Gene Ontology annotation, cellular component: RNA polymerase II transcription regulator complex. The transcript has 2 exons. NCBI's taxonomy places the organism in Eukaryota, Viridiplantae, Streptophyta, Pinopsida, Cupressales, Cupressaceae.